UCUGUUGGGUUUGUGUUCUUUACUGUUUUUAUUGGUGGGUUUCUCUUUUGUAGCUUUAAUAUACCACAAUUUUAUGUAAGUUAGGUGAAAAAUGUGCUUUGCUUCUAGGUUGGAUAUAUAUAUUGAACAAAAUGUGUGCGUUUAGUCAUUGGGUUUUUGAUGGAUGUGUAAACUAGUUAAACUUAAUUGUGUAUGCAUUUCUUGUUCUUUUUUAUUUUGAUCAUCUAAGGGAUAAAUGGUUUUGGAUGCUUUAUUUGUUAUUUGCAGCCGUCGUCAUCUUUUGAUUCCAUGGAGUUGGAUAAAGACUGCUCAAUUGUCCUGGAGCUAUCUGAAAGUGACCCACUUUUUGAUAAAAAGAAGAAAUUGCUACAAGAGAUUUAAUACCAGGCAGCAAAUCCAUGUUAAAAGGUCUUCAGAUCCUGAUUGGCUGAGUACCUCUUUGGGAGUAAUGCUUCAGAUAGCAACAAUCAUAGAAUCAACUGAGGCACAUAAGGGUAGACAGAUGACUUUAGAAAUUACAACUGCCUGAUAGUACCUAGAUCACAUAUAUGAUUAGCAGACCAAUGAUGAAACAAUGGGCUAUAAUGAGGCGCAGGCAUGCAAAAGAGUGUCCUGCAAGAACUACACAAUGCUAUUGUUGAUAUGAUUUGUUGGUCUUCUGACGAGCACAAUUCGAAGACUGCAAUUGUAGAAGGCUACAACUCUGAUAAACAAAAGCAACUGUUACGAAGGUGUGAGAACAGUGGUGUUAAAACAAGGUUGCAGAUCGCUUAUGUGGAAGGGGCUGGCAGAGGAGCCAUAGCUGCAGACAAUCUGAAAGUUGGAGAUACUGCUCUGGAGAUCCCAAUGUCUUUAAUAGUUUCUGAGGAGCUUGUGCAAGCUGAUAUGUAUCAUGUAUUAGAGAAGUUUGAAGGCAUUACUCCUCCUGAGACAAUGUUGUUGUUGUGGAGCAUGAAGGAGAGGCGCAAUUGUGAUUCAAAAUACAAGAUGUGCUUUGACACACUUCCUGAAGAUUUUAAUACUGGUUGAGUUUUGGAGCCAACGUGAUGAUGGUUUUGGUUGGAACUGUGCUGUUGGAUGAGAUAACACGAGCAAAACAGAUUUCGGUGCUGCUCAAAAUGAAUUUACUGAUGGCAGCUCCAUAUCCAACUGGACCACUCACAUGCUGUGGGGUGCAUGGUUCUCAAAGAAUCGUGAUAUUUUCUACUACGGCCUGCCCUCCCCAUUGUUGGACUUCUCAAGGAUAUGCAACGAGGCAUUGUCCCUUCAGUUUUUAACUUGGUGUUAUUGUGGCCUCAAACUGGUGAAACACGAAUUGUCUAAAAUGGAUGGCUGACGGAGUUGUCUAAAACGCAUGGUUGACGGAAUUUGUCUGAAAUUGGCAAAAGACGAGAGGCUCGAAGCAAAUGUACGUUUCAAAAAAAGAAAAGCAUUUUAAUGUUUGAGUUGAGUAUAUACCAUACCAAACUAGUGAUCAUAAACCUUUGAUUGUUAAAAGUUUAGGACAAUAAUCUCUAUCAAUCAAUGUCUGGCAAAUUGAAGAAUUCUGUUUGUCCUCAUUGUAUGGUCAUAAUUCAUUAGAUUUGUAAAGCAAUCAAUUAUUCUUGUUA
Messenger RNA from Malus domestica (apple), 1610 nucleotides. RefSeq lists its product as uncharacterized. The record is from RefSeq and is a predicted model, not a curated record. NCBI's taxonomy places the organism in Eukaryota, Viridiplantae, Streptophyta, Magnoliopsida, Rosales, Rosaceae.